AUGGCGCAUCACAACCUUUUCUUGCGUAUCCUCUACAGGUCCCUGUACCUGUUCCUCUACGUCGUGCUUUGCGGCCUGCUUCUCAUUACGCCGAGCGACGCCAUCCAGCGAUCCGUGGUCAACAGGCAGUGGUACAACAUCUGGAUCAUCGCGUCGGGCUACGUCGUCACCGUCUUCAUCGUCGGCUUUGUCUACGUUGUGCGGCUGUACGUCAAUCGGACGGUGCUGGCGUCGAUCCCCAAGUCGUGGGUGCCCAUCGACAAGGGCGACGUCAAGGAGGCGGUUUAUAAGGUGAUUGGGGCUGGGCUGAGCAAGAGCUCGGCGAUUGCGUAUGCUGCGCGGCCAAGGGUUGACGAGGAGAUGAUGGGGGACGAUCAGGAUGAGGACGACUUGGAGGACGAAGCGCGCACGCGAACCAAACUGAUGGCGUGGAAGGAAGAAGCACUGGAACGAGACGAGCCGAUUCCCAUGCCGCCGCAUCGUCCCGUCUGGGGCGUCAUCGAACACUGCGGCUGGGCGUCUCCCAACUCGCCGGACCUUGCCAACCUGCAGUACGGCAAUGUCGUUGCUGAAGUUCCGAAUCUCAUAGAGGCGCAAGCGCUUCGACUUGCGCCGUCGGACCCGACCUCUCAAACCGACCCUCCGAUGCUGGAUCCCGAAGCUGCAGAAUUGUUGCAAAGACUCCCCAGCAUGAGUCUCCGAGACUACUUUGGCCAUUUGGCCAGUCUGGGUGUUGCCGUCAUGGACGAAACGGUGGCCGAAUUCCUGUCGAAAUACGAAAUCGCUCGUUUCUCCACGAAACCAAUCUCCAAUCCCGAGUUCCGCGAGCUGAUGCAUCUCUUUGCGGAAAUCUUGCGAUCGAUACAGCCUUUGGACCCCACGGUCCUGGAUCACCUAUAUGAAGAAGACGAAGAGGAGGGGGGGAGGAUGCAUAGGAUGGCGACACCAGAAAGCGACAUCGACAACGAUGCUCCUGCGGAGACGAUUCCGUCUACUCCAAGAACUAUAUCACGACCCUCCACGGCUAGUACUCAGCGCUCUGUUCAGAGACGGACAAGGCGGCGCACCAAUACAUAUCGUACGGCGCCGAGUACACCCGGCAGCAGAAGACACAUGGACAUGACAUCAGGCAGCGUCAGCACCAGUGGCUUUGCGCAGAUGCGACGCACUUACACCUCCAGCCAGCACUCAUCAGCCGCCAGCCUGCGAUCCAAGUCGUCGGAUGGCUCAGGAUCCGUCAUCCGUCUGGCAGACAGUGGGGACGCCAGUGAUCUGCCAUACAUUCUUUCCUUGACGGAAUCAACGGCGACGAGAUAUUGA
Messenger RNA from Trichoderma aggressivum f. europaeum, 1320 nucleotides. RefSeq lists its product as uncharacterized. Lineage: Eukaryota; Fungi; Ascomycota; Sordariomycetes; Hypocreales; Hypocreaceae. The record is from RefSeq and is a predicted model, not a curated record. Bases 1 to 1320 code for a protein of 439 amino acids. The transcript has a single exon.